Molecule: messenger RNA, 1380 nt
Organism: Engraulis encrasicolus (European anchovy)
Lineage: Eukaryota; Metazoa; Chordata; Actinopteri; Clupeiformes; Engraulidae
Gene: haao
Product: 3-hydroxyanthranilate 3,4-dioxygenase
Exons: 10
Coding region: 8-988 (326 amino acids)
Biological process (GO): 'de novo' NAD+ biosynthetic process from L-tryptophan; quinolinate metabolic process
Cellular component (GO): cytoplasm
Molecular function (GO): iron ion binding; 3-hydroxyanthranilate 3,4-dioxygenase activity
Source: RefSeq, a predicted model, not a curated record
UAUCACCAUGACAGGAUAUUUUCAGUCUGUUCUCUGUUUCAAGCGAAGGAGGGCGACUGCUCAGCCGGGCGUACUGAAUCUCACACUUUUCUGUUACCUUCUUCUUGCAACAUUUGUAGACAUGGCUGGCGAACCCCUCUUUGUCGAGGUAAACAACUGGAUAUUGGAGAAUGAAAAGGCUUUCCUCCCACCAGUGUGCAACAAACUUAUGCAUUUCCGCCAGCUGAAUAUCAUGUUUGUGGGUGGCCCCAACACUAGGAAAGACUAUCAUAUCGAAGAAGGGGAAGAGCUCUUCUAUCAGGUUCGAGGGGACAUGUGCCUGAAAAUAGUGGAGAAUGGAAAGCAUAAGGACGUUCACAUUCGUGAGGGAGAGAUGUUUCUGCUGCCUGCUCGCAUACCUCACUCCCCUCAGCGGCAGGCCAACACGGUGGGUUUGGUGGUGGAGCGUAGGAGGCUGCUGACCGAGACAGACGCCCUGAGGUACUAUGUGGAGCAUAGUACUGACGUCCUGUGGGAGCGCUGGUUCUACUGCCAGAACCUGGGAACCCAGCUUGUACCCAUCAUCAAAGAGUAUUUCGCCUCUGAGGAGCAUCGCACUGGAAAGCCAAAUCCAGCUGAACCACCCAAGAAGGCCGCCUUCCCAUUUAACAGUGUGAGUGUGAUGGCCCCAUUCCGCUUCAAGGACUACGUAGAUGGCGUCCGUGCCGACCUCGCUGGCGGCAAGGUGGUGGACAUGUUCGGAUCAGCAUUUGAGACAGAGGUGUUUCUGCUUGGGCCAGGGGAGACCAAUACCACAAACCAUGAGACGGACCGCUGGAUAUGGCAACUGGAGGGCUCCUCUGAGGUCACUCUCAAUGCAGAAAAGUUCAAUCUCACAAUGGGAGACAGCUUGCUUAUACCUGAAAAGAACCAGUAUAGCUGGCAAAGGAGUAAGGACUGCAUUGCUUUGCUUGUUGCUCAAGACCAUGGUCGUAAAAGACCCUUCUAAUCAACUGGGAAUUGCCGAGUGUGAACAACAUUAACAUUGGAGGGGUUUUUUUAAGCACAUAUUGGUGAAAUGGGAUUUUAAAACAAAGCAGUUAAUGCUAACAAGACUGUAUAAUACAGCGCUGGUACAUCAAUGUUGCAGGUUAAAAGUCAUUGGUAACAUACUGUACCUUAUGACGACCUCAACACAGACAUUUUUUAUUUUAAAUAGUAACCUGUUACUGUCAAAUGUCACAAUAAUCCCAAGCACUUUAUUUAAUUACAUUUAAACUACAUCCCUCCUAUACUGUCUUCCAUAACUUUCCUAACACACAAUAUGCACAUUUCUGUUAGGACGGAUUAUCUAACAGUAGCAUGAAAAGACGUGGACAUAAAAACUUGUGGACAUAAUAU